UUAUGCCUUGCAGCGUGUGGUUGUGGAUCACAGGCAUCUCCUUUCUUCUUCUUUGUCUGCUUCGUCUUCUCUCUGAAGGAGUGGAGCUCAGUGACUUCGGUAACAUCCUACAAGCAUUAUCCAACCACAUCUUGGUGUUUCCCUUGAAUCUCAGAAGCCUGUUUCUCUUUUCUGGGGAUUUUCCAGAUUCCUGGAUUGUUGGCAGCUUGAAAAUUUGGGUUGUGGGAACCCCUGAAGUCUAGGGUUUAGUGGACAUCCUGGAUUCUGGGGGUCCUCUGGAAGGAGCAAGACCUGCGAUCUUCCUGAACAGGCUCUUCUGCAAGUCCCCAAAGUUCUGGGUUUUUUUCUGAUUUUGUUUUUUGUGCUAAUUCAUCCUGAAGCACCGCGACCAUCGCCAAUCUCACUGGCCAUCCUGAAACCCUCUUGGGUCUUCCGGAAACCCUCCAUUGUACUAUUUGAAGAAGAAGUUUGGGCACACUGAGCUUCAAAUUCUACCGGAUUCUUGGUCUCUGUAAGCACACAGCGGUCCUGUUUCUCCUCCAAACUGGCUGAGCUCAAGGCUUUCUGAUCCCAACAGAUCUUAGGGUCCUUCCAGAAAUUUCACAAUCAGCAAGAAAGAAAUGUCUCAAGGGUAUGCAGUCGAGCUCUACUUCGAUCCCGCCCUCGAGAACCAGGUUUUGAAGGCGUGGAACGUCCUGGCGAGGCGGCAGAUCAGCACCCAACUCAUCGAAAUGGAGUCGCGACCCCACCUCACCCUCCUCUCGAGUCCCCUUCUCGAUCCUCAGAAGAUACAAUCCGUGGUCCGCACUUUCGCGGCCAAGCACGAGCCCGUGCCGCUCACAUUCUCCUCCGUCGGCUCAUUCUCCUCAGCAUCCCCGUCGUCCGGCAAUGGCCUCCUCUUCCUCUCUCCGACGCCCACCUCCUCCCUCCUCGACCUCCACCGUCAGCUCUGCGACUCGCUGAGGAAGGAGGGGAUUGAGAUCAGCGAGCCCUACCUUCCCGACUCAUGGAUCCCCUCCUGCGCGGUGGCGCAGGACGUGCCCAGAAGUCGGAUCGCGGAGGCCUUCUGCAUUCUCCGGGACCUCAAGCUGCCGGUUAGCGGGUACGCCCUGGAUAUCGGCAUGGUGGAAUUCUCUCCAGUGCGCGAACUGUUCUCCUUUCCAUUGGGCUGCGCGUCUGACCCGUGAAUUAUGAGUUCUUCGCCUCUUCUUUUGUUCAUCAGUUGUACCUGAUCGAUGCUGAAGGAUUCGUGGAGAUGAAUUGUACAUUGCUCAGUUAUGUAGGUCUUUUACUUUCUUUCUCAUCGAGAUGUUAGAGCUCAGUUCGUAUAGCACAUUAUUGGUUACUUUUGAUCUUAAUUUAGUUCUUUAUUUUAAUGGUUGUGCAUCAACCAGAAUGUUUUUCAUUCAUGACUAAGAUUCAUAACCCAUCAUUUUUUGA
This is a messenger RNA of Nymphaea colorata (pocket water lily), 1440 nucleotides long. RefSeq lists its product as uncharacterized. The record is from RefSeq and is a predicted model, not a curated record. The coding region runs from base 621 to 1187 and encodes 188 amino acids. The transcript has a single exon. NCBI's taxonomy places the organism in Eukaryota, Viridiplantae, Streptophyta, Magnoliopsida, Nymphaeales, Nymphaeaceae.